Naumovozyma dairenensis CBS 421 is the source of this 1173-nucleotide messenger RNA. RefSeq names its product glycine decarboxylase subunit T (gene GCV1). Lineage: Eukaryota; Fungi; Ascomycota; Saccharomycetes; Saccharomycetales; Saccharomycetaceae. The transcript has a single exon. Gene Ontology annotation, biological process: glycine catabolic process. Gene Ontology annotation, cellular component: mitochondrion. The record is from RefSeq and is a predicted model, not a curated record. Bases 1 to 1173 code for a protein of 390 amino acids. Gene Ontology annotation, molecular function: aminomethyltransferase activity; protein binding.
AUGGUUCCCUUUGCAGGUUAUUCCAUGCCUUUAUUAUAUUCUAAUCAAAGUCAUAUUGAAUCACAUAAUUGGACCAGAAAAAAUGCAGGGUUAUUUGAUGUAUCUCAUAUGUUACAAAGUAAAUUAGUUGGAGUUGAUUGUAUAAAAUUGUUGAAUAAAAUUACGCCUACAGAUUUUGGAAAAGUUCCAGUCAACUAUUCUCAUUUAUCUGUAUUAUUGAACAAGAAUGGUGGUAUUGUUGAUGAUACCAUUAUUACUAAAGGUGAUGAGCAAUCCUCUUUGUUUUGGAUAGUUACUAAUGCUAAUAGAAUUAAAGAGGAUAGUGAGUUUUUUGUGCAGGAAAUUCAUAAUUUGAAAGAGAAAGGGAAAGAGAAUAAUGGGGUUGAUGUUCAUUGGCAAGUUAUUCAUGGGAGAGCCUUAAUGGCUUUACAAGGUCCCAAAGCUAAAAAGAUACUCAGUUCUUUAUUAAAAAAGUUGGAUGGAAAAGAUGAUGAAUUGAAGACGUUUUAUUUUGGAGAGAGAAGACAACUAGAAUUAUUUAAUGAUAUUCUGAUAAAUGUUACAAGAAGUGGAUACACGGGAGAAGAUGGGUUUGAAAUUAGUGUUGAAGAUAAGCAUGCGGAAGAAGUAGCCAGAUUGCUAUUGGAUAAUGAAUCUACUAAACCUAUUGGAUUGGCAGCUAGAGAUAGCUUAAGGUUGGAAGCAGGAAUGUGUUUGUAUGGGAAUGAACUGAAUGAAACUAUUAACCCCGUUGAAGCUUCAUUGAAAUGGGUCAUCUCCAAAUCCAGGAGGAACAAUGGUAACUUCAAUGGAUUUGAUAAGAUAAUGAAACAAUUGAACGAUAAAAGUAAUGAAAAAGUAAGAAUUGGUUUUAAAUAUUUGAAAAAGGGACCUGCAGCCAGAGGUGGAUCCAAGAUAUUUCAACAAUCGAUUUUGUCUACUAAAGAUGAAGCAGUUACAAACCCGCCUGUUCAAAUAGGCGAAGUGACAUCAGGGAGCGCAUCACCAACUUUGAAUAAUAUUAAUGUCGGACAAGGUUAUGUUCAAAACGGACUUCACAAGCGUGGUACUCCCUUGUUGGUACAAGUUAGAAAUAAAUUUUACCCGAUUGAGAUAGUGAAGAUGCCAUUUGUACCAACACACUAUUAUAAGCCUUUAUCCUCCUCAGAGUAG